UUGGUCGUCAAAGUGAGAGAAGUCAACUGAGGCGUUUCCUACAAAGCUAUAUAUUUUUUGGGGCCCGGUUAUUAACACAAAAGGGGACCAUGGUCAUGUUGAAGAUCUCUGCUUUCCUUGUUGCCUUGGUCAUUUGCCAGAUGUACAGUUCACAAGCAGCCCCCGCCAGAACGGGCAUAGAGUCCAUGACAGACCAAGUCACGCUUACGGACUACGAGGCACGGAGGUUACUCAACGCCAUAGUCAAGGAGUUUGUGCAGAUGACAACUGAAGAGCUGGAGCAGCAAGUGACUGAAGGCAAUAGCAUUGAAAGACCCCUAACCAAGCGCUGCUCCAACCUCAGCACCUGCAUGCUGGGCAAACUGUCCCAGGACCUGCACAAAUUACAAACGUUCCCCCGCACAGACGUGGGCGCGGGCACGCCUGGCAAGAAACGCAGCGCGCCCGAGAGCGAACGCUAUGCAAGCUACGGGGAGACACUUGAUAGCAUCUAACCCUUCCUCCUGUUCCCACUCUUUUUCACUUUUAAUUUGAAUGUCCUCCUGGUUUUAAAUCUCCGUGCAUGUGGAUUUUGCCUGCUUGACAUGAGAACGGAUUUCCCUUCGCAACGCCCCCGUGAUUUUUUUCCUUCUUCUUUUGAUAAUUCCAUCCCCCUUUCGGCAGAGAAGGACGUUGUAUCUGUUUAGACAAUCGAAAUGAGAACUUAUCUAAAAAUGACAAUUAUUCAAAAGAAUGACUCGAAAUGUAUCGAUGUUUUUUUUUUAUGAGUGUAUAUUCAUAUAAUUUGAUUGCGUUACAAAUUCCUCAAAUCUCCAAAUUCAUGAGAGAUAACAUACGUAAUAUUCAACUAUAAUAAAUGGUUUCUUUAUGCGGUAACAUGUUUCUUCUUCAAUAAACCUAUUUUUAU
Molecule: messenger RNA, 907 nt
Organism: Oncorhynchus masou masou (cherry salmon)
Lineage: Eukaryota; Metazoa; Chordata; Actinopteri; Salmoniformes; Salmonidae
Product: calcitonin-1-like
Exons: 4
Coding region: 90-494 (134 amino acids)
Cellular component (GO): extracellular region
Molecular function (GO): hormone activity; calcitonin receptor binding
Source: RefSeq, a predicted model, not a curated record